Molecule: messenger RNA, 2723 nt
Organism: Xiphophorus hellerii (green swordtail)
Lineage: Eukaryota; Metazoa; Chordata; Actinopteri; Cyprinodontiformes; Poeciliidae
Gene: kcnj3a
Product: potassium inwardly rectifying channel subfamily J member 3a
Exons: 3
Coding region: 1-1488 (495 amino acids)
Biological process (GO): regulation of monoatomic ion transmembrane transport; potassium ion import across plasma membrane
Cellular component (GO): plasma membrane
Molecular function (GO): G-protein activated inward rectifier potassium channel activity
Source: RefSeq, a predicted model, not a curated record
AUGUCUGCACUUCGAAAGAAAUUUGGGGACGAUUAUCAGGUAGUGACCACCUCCUCCAGCGGGUCCGGAUUCAAUCAGCCUCCCCCAGAGAAAAAGAAGAAGAGGCAACGCUUUGUGGACAAGAACGGACGUUGCAACGUCCAGCAUGGGAACCUGGGCGGUGAGACUAGCAGGUACCUCUCGGACUUGUUCACCACGCUGGUAGACUUGAAAUGGCGCUGGAAUUUGUUCAUCUUCAUCCUCACCUACACGGUGGCUUGGCUCUUCAUGGCCUCCAUGUGGUGGCUUAUCGCCUACAUCAGAGGAGACCUCAACAAAGCGCACAACGACAAGUACACUCCGUGUGUGGCCAACGUGUACAACUUUCCCUCUGCCUUCCUGUUCUUCAUAGAGACCGAGGCCACCAUAGGCUACGGCUACAGAUACAUUACAGACAAAUGCCCCGAGGGGAUAAUUCUGUUUCUGUUCCAGUCCAUCCUUGGAUCGAUCGUCGACGCGUUCCUGAUCGGCUGCAUGUUCAUCAAGAUGUCUCAGCCCAAGAAGAGGGCAGAGACGCUGAUGUUCAGCGAGCAUGCGGCGAUCUCCAUGCGUGAUGGGAAACUCACUCUCAUGUUCAGGGUGGGAAACUUGCGUAACAGCCAUAUGGUCUCUGCACAGAUCCGCUGCAAAUUGCUCAAAUCUCGUCAGACUCCUGAGGGCGAGUUUCUUCCACUGGAUCAGCUGGAGCUGGACGUAGGUUUCAGCACUGGGGCUGACCAGCUCUUCCUCGUCUCGCCACUCACAAUCUGCCAUGUGAUCGACACCAAAAGCCCCUUCUACGACCUCUCACAAAGGUCCAUGCAAACGGAGCAGUUUGAAAUCGUGGUGAUACUAGAAGGCAUCGUGGAGACCACAGGGAUGACCUGCCAGGCGAGGACAUCGUACACGGAGGACGAGGUUCUCUGGGGACACCGGUUCUUUCCUGUCAUCUCCUUGGAGGAGGGCUUCUUCAAAGUGGACUACUCUCAGUUUCAUGCCACGUUUGAGGUGCCUACUCCUCCUUAUAGCGUGAAAGAGCAGGAGGAGGCCCUCCUUCUAUCGUCGCCCCUCAUGGCGCCCUCCCUGUGCAACAGUGGGGAGAAAAACAGCUCCCUGGACUGCCUGGAGACAUUGGAGGACAAUGACAGCACCACCAAGCUGCCUACCAAGCUGCAGAAGAUCACGGGACGGGACGGUCUGCCCAGGAAGCUGCUGAGGAUGAGUUCCACCACCUCAGAGAUGACUUACAGCUUCGGAGACCUGCCCAUGAAGCUGCAGCGAAUCAGUUCGGUCCCCGGUGUCUCUGAUGACAAACAGGCUGGGAAGGCCAAGAUCAGCACAGAGCCCAUCAGUAAGUCGGUGGCGGACUUGCCCCCGAAGCUGCAGCGACUAGCUGGGGGAGGAGGCGGGAGGAUGGACGGACACUUGCCACCUAAACUUAGGAAAAUGAACUCAGAUCGCUUUACAUAAAGCACACAACAAAUUUUAACUCCUGCUAUCUCCUUUUUUUCUGAACCUGAAAUCCUUGUACUAUUCCGUAUUUAUUAACGGACGACAUUCUUAUAUUAAAGGAGCUGUAGAAUACGUGCACAAAUACCUUAUAUAACGUAGGGGGAUGGAAAUGAGCACAUUUGUCCCUGGAUGUAAGUGUUCUUGCUCUAAUGAAAGACCUCAGAUUUAUUUAUUUUUCUUUUUCUUUCUGUUUAUUUUUUUUUCUUUUUUAGGAUGAUGUACAAUUAGCACAAUUUGGCAUGUAAGAAGCGACGCAUGUAGAACCAAAUCUCAGUUUCUGGCAUGACAAUUUGUUGAUUUCACAAAACAAAAAGACCAAAAAAAUAAAACAAUUUCAUUAGUGAAUUUACAGAUAGUGGACAAUUGCACAAAGCCAUAUGAUUUACACCACUGGAAACUUACAUUACACUGGUUCUAAUCUGUAGUGAAGAAAGGCACAUGUUUGUUUUGAGUUGAUUGCUUUUGUUGUUUACUGUAAAAUUGUGGCAAUGUUACGUUGGUUGCAUGCUCCUCUUACUGACUUAGCUAUACAAAGGUAAUAGACAAAGAUGUUUAGCCUUAACUAUAUUACCUUGUUCCCAUUUUCAUGUUUGUUCACAGCUGUAUUUUUGGUAUUUCAUAUACAGACUAUUUUACCAUGUGCGCUUUAAAGAUUUUAUCUGAUUGAAUACAGAAAGUGCUGCUAGAUGAUGCAUACUAUAUUUACAAAUGGGUUAUUAGCGUCAGUAAAACUGGGCACAAUGAUACACAAUUUUCACUUGCUUAUUAAUGUAACACUUAAGUUGAAAUAUUCUAUAGCUGUAACCGAUAAGCACAAAACAAUCAUAUAAAUCCUUAAGAUGUUAGAAAUUCUUUCUUGUCUCAUCAUAUACCAAAAUGCAAUCUUCAGUAAGCCAGUGCUGCUAUAACAAGGGCACCAAUAGACUUUCAACUUAUGUGUUACUGUUUAGAUUUGGUGGGCCUGUAAGAAUAAUUAAAAUAAUCUUUGUUUUUAGGGACCAUAAUAUUCCUCCUUUGUGAUGAAAGCAAUAAUAUUAUAAAAACUACAACCUACAGCCACAGGGUCUACCACACCCCCUAUGAUCGCUUUGUUUACUUGAUCUGUGCCAUGAAAUCUGAUUUUCUCUAAAUGCAUCAAAGACAUUGUAUGAUAACUGAUCUAUUCAGGAAUAAAAAUCUAACGUAACUAUUUA